GAAACUGCCCAAUGCUAAAUGUUAGACUUCUGUGUUAAAAACUGGCAAUUUCACAGCUUCAACCUCGUGAGACGUUCACGUUACGGAGUGAGCUCCCGCGCCGGACUCUGGAGGGAAGGCCGACGGCGAGCUUUCCCGGGUAGGGGGAGGGUGUGGCGGGCCCCGGGCUACAGCUGCUUCCGCUGCGGAAGGAGGUUCGAGCGGCCUCUCCGCGCCGGGCGGCAGACGGGGGAUGCCGGCUCCGCCCCCGGCUCUGCCCCUUACCCCGCCCUCCAGAUCGUUUCCGGCUGCCGUAAAGCGUGCCCCGCCCCGUCGCGCGCCUCCUGUGACGCAGGCGCCCUGGGCUUUUUGCGCGGGAAAAGGAAGCGGCCGCGGCUGCAGCUGAGGGCGCGGGGCCAGCCGCCUGCUGCGGUGCCGUGCCCGCCAUGGGGCUGCUGGAGCUGUGCCAGGAGGUGUUCGGCACCGCCGACCUGUACCGGGUGCUGGGCGUCCGGCGCCAGGCUUCUGAGGGCGAGGUCCGACGCGGCUACCGCAGGGUGUCCCUGCAGGUGCACCCGGACCGGGUGGGAGAGGGCGACAAGGAGGACGCCACCCGCCGCUUCCAGGUGCGCGAGCGCCCACCCAAGGCGGACUCGCCGCCCAGUCUUCGGGCCACGCGGCCCUGCCCGGGGGAUCCUCGGGAGAGUCUAUUCGGUUCUGAGCGACAGAGAGCAGAGAGCAGUGUACGAUGAGCAGGGGACGGUGGACGAGGACUCCGCCGCCCUCAGCCCAGACCGGGACUGGGAGACGUACUGGAGGUUGCUCUUCAAAAAGAUCUCUCUAGAGGAUAUUCAGGCUUUUGAAAAGACAUACAAAGGUUCUGAAGAGGAGCUGGCUGAUAUUAAACAGGCCUACCUGGAUUUCAAGGGCGACAUGGAUCAGAUCAUGGCGUCCGUGCUGUGUGUGGAAUACACAGAGGAACCCAGAAUACGGAACAUCAUCCAGCAAGCCAUUGACACCGGAGAGGUCCCAGCCUAUAAAGCCUUUGUCAAAGAAUCGAAACAGAAGAUGAAUGCAAGGAAAAGGAGGGCUCAGGAGGAGGCUAAAGAAGCAGAAAGAAGCAGGAAGGAGUUGGGGCUCAGUGAAGGGGUGGAUAAUUUGAAAGUGGCCAUCCAGAGCAGACAAAAGGAUCGGCAAAAGGAAAUGGACAAUUUUCUGGCUCAGAUGGAAGCAAAAUACUGCAAACCUUCCAAAGGAGGAGGGAAAAAGACAUCUCUCAAGAAAGAAAAGAAGUAAUGGAAUUUUUUUCUUCAAAGGCGUUUUAUAGACAAGUUGCAGUCAAGAUUUGAAGACACCAGUCAACCCAAGAGAACUUGUCUUUCCAGCCUAAAUUGCUCAGAUCAACUAUGUAAACCAAGCAGAAUCUCUCAGCCUGAUCUUAGUAUUUCCUGGAAACCACUCGACAUUCUGUGAGGUCCUCACUUAAAGGAAUUUGGUGGUGGUGGUUGGAGGGGUCGGGGAGGGCGGUAAACUUCCUGAUGGUAUACUUGCUUCUUUGGCUCUUGUCUAAGCGGAACUGUGUCUAGGAUGUGGCUCUGUCCAGAGUGAGCUGCAGAGUACUCAGUGAUGUACACGUCCAUUAGAACAGGGACUCUGCCUAGAACUCCUUCAGCACCUGCCAGACAGCUGCCUUCCAGUACCUGCCAGCUUGCUUUCAGGCGUAGUGACCUUGAACAGACCUGCCCUCCUUUUUGUUUUACUCGGUUAGGUUCUAUCUGCUGUACUUGAAGUAUAGGAGUAACAUGUGUUUGAAUUACUUGAAGCAUUUUUAAAGACAUAUAUGAUUAAAUAAACAAGUAAAAAUGACUAUUGUUCUGGGGCUUUAAAAAUUAUCCCAGUGAUGAUUUAAAAUACGAUGUGGAAGAAAGCUGGAUGGUGUUCAGGUUAGAGAAGAGGGAAGGAAAGUAGCCUCAUGCAGCCUUACAGCAGACACCCCGGUUUCAGGAGCAUAAAGAGACGUGAGUUGUAGUCCCGCCUCUACCUGCCAAACGUCUGUGGGCAGGUCACUGAGCUCGCCUCCCCUGGUUUCCUCAUCUACAAAGGGCGGAGGGAGGUGGGGUACAUGACUUCUUAGAGGCCCCUUCUGACUCUUCACUUUGAAGGCUAGCCAUCUUAACCCAGCGGUUUGUCGUAAUGCUUAUACUUACGGUGUUGGUUUGCGAGAAUAGUACAGCUUCUCACUUAAAUUGAGUUGGUAUGUAUUCAUUAGAGUAUAUAAAAACAAUUUUGGGGGACUGUCCAACUUUAAAUCUCCAACUUGUAGAUUAACCUAUUCAAUACCAUAUGCAUAAAACAAGCCUUAAUACCAAGCUUUAUAUAUCAUAAUUUAUCUGAGGUAAGCACAUGACACAUUUUCAGUUUCUAAUUACAAAAAGGUUAAAAAAUACUCUUUAAUUCUAUUAAAAAUAUAAUUGAAUGCAAUCUGAAGCAUCUGUCUUUGUGUGAUAGCAUUAGAACAUUGUAGUAAAAUAAAGUUACCCCAGUUUAUGAUCACUUGAAUUAUCCACUCUGAAGAUAAACAGUAAGAUCUAAAACUGAUAUGAUAAUCAGAAUUAAUAUUCAAUGAAAUUAAAUGGUGUGUAAAUUUAAGCCAUAGUUAAAAUCACUGCUGCGUUAAUGAGUGCCCUCAGUAAAUGGUCCGUGGUGACAUCAGAAUACCAAAGCUCUUGACUUCUGCUCUUACAUCAAAAGCCAUUUACCAUGGGAUAUAUUUAUACUGGACUAAUUGCCAGGGUUUCUUAAAUUUUUAAGGAAUUGCACCUUGGUGGCUCAUUAACAGCAAGAGUCUACAAAGUAUUUUUAAAUUGACUUUCCUAGUGCUUGCAGGCGGAAAUUUGGCAAGAUGAGUUUAAUAUUUGGAAAAAAUAAGACUAGCAAGGUACUUUAAGUAGAAAAUAAGCAUAACCUAAUAUCAAGCAAGAAAUGUGAGGCUGAGCUAGCCUAUCUGAAAAAUACAUAAAAUGUUCAUUUACACUUAUCCUCAACACUUUUGUCUUUGGUUACCCCUUCCAUAUCUAUCUGCCUCUAGGAUUGGAGAGCUAGAGAAAGCUUUAGAAAUGACGUCUGUUUGAUGAGUGGCUCAGAUUGACAGCACUAGGUCCUAAAAAUAACUUAUACAAUUAAAACAGAAAAUACAAGCAGAAGUGUUCUGAAGCCAGUGAUAACUAAUGUUACCAGUCAUUUGCUGUUUUGUGUGUAUGUGCAGUCUCAUAGAAUCCUGUAAUAAUUGAACUGAUCAUUGUUAACAGACAACAUGAGCUGCGAUUUGAGGGUAAUUUUUCAUUGUUAUAUCUUUGGGUACAAACUUUCCUGUCCGGUGAAAUAGGUUAACUUUUACUGAAGGAAAAAAAAAAAAAAAGUAACUGGAGAUAGAA
Messenger RNA from Loxodonta africana (African savanna elephant), 3413 nucleotides. It is a transcript of the gene DNAJC9, whose product is annotated as DnaJ heat shock protein family (Hsp40) member C9. The transcript has 5 exons. The coding region runs from base 19 to 1275 and encodes 418 amino acids. NCBI's taxonomy places the organism in Eukaryota, Metazoa, Chordata, Mammalia, Proboscidea, Elephantidae. Gene Ontology annotation, cellular component: nucleus; cytoplasm. Gene Ontology annotation, molecular function: heat shock protein binding. The record is from RefSeq and is a predicted model, not a curated record.